AAUGUGUGAUUUGUACAAUGCGAACAAACGCAAUCGUAAAGCACUCAAUCUGCAUUCAUUAAACGAUCGGAAACGUAUCCGUGAGGAUGCCACUGCUCCAGAAAGUGACACGCUGAUGAAUCUCAGUUCAGACCUCGAUGAAGAGGAUUUUACCGAUGAAAGUCCAUCGGAUAUUACGUCAGAUAGUGAUUUCCAUCGUCCAAUGCCAGUGGCUCGAGGCGCAGAUCGACACUGGUUAACAAGGGGACGUGAACGGAGAAGUCGUCGAGCCCAAGUUCCGUGUGGCAUCGGUGCGCAUGCCCGACUUCGAUUCGAUUCAAUCUCAACCAUCGCUCCAGUCGACCAUUCGUCGUCAUUCGAAGAUGAUGAUGAUGAACUCUAUGGAUUAUAUACACCGGUGACGAAAGGCCGAAGCUCACCUCCACGAUUGCUGAGAGGGCUUAGCAUGAUUGAGGAGCUGUCACCAAUAGGUGAUCCAGAGGAUGUGGAUGUCCCAAAGGUACCGUCAUUACAGUUGACUCGUAAUUGGAGACCACUGCAAACGUCCACAACAACUUCGGUUCAUCACAUUGGACUUCCAAAAACUAAUCCACGUCAUAUCAACAAGUAUGCACAAGCAACGUCGUCAACACCGCGUGUCCGUGGAAAUAAUCGAAAUUCAGUACUUAGUUACAAUGUGGCUGAAUAUGAUGCACUGGAGAGACCAUUAAGUUUUUUUGAGGAGGUACGUGGUGAUUAUUUUCGUCAAAUAUGUCAAGCUGAAACAAGAAACUAUUCACAUGAGCCGUCAAAAGAAUGGUCACGACCAACUUCGCAGAUUCUCUCAUCGGUCUAUCAUGCCGCAUCGAACUGGAAACCCGACCACUUCGGUCUGCCGGCUCCAUUCGCUCGACGUAUCGGUUGCAAAGGCAAAAUUCAUUUAACGAUGUCACUUUCGGGACGAUUUCUAACCAUCAGCGUUGUCAAGGCUACGUUCUUCUUGGACCCUUGUCAAUCACAAGCAUCCUCUUAUGUGAGAGUGGAAAUGAAACGAAAUCCGCGUUACAAGAAGCAGUUGAGAUCAUGCUCUGAGGAUCGCUUCUACGAGACCGAACAUGAGCAGAGUUUUCGUACUCGCCUUGUGCCGUUGAACAAUCGACCGAAUUUCUAUGAAAAUUUCUCAUUUGAACUACAUCGGAGAAAUUAUCACCACCACGACUUAAUUGGUGUGAGUGUGUGGAUCACGAACGCCGAUAAUACAUCACGUAAAAGAAUGUUGGGUUGUAUGGCUUUCCCUGUACGACGACUAAUCAAAAAGGCCAAUAUGAUGGUAAGUUCUAUUGCAAGUUGCUCUCACAUUUACCGACUAAGGGUUGAUAUCGUUUGUCAGCUGAAUACUCUGGCCAAGCGAUCAGCUACGUAG
Messenger RNA from Anisakis simplex (herring worm), 1402 nucleotides. The record is from the annotation of a GenBank genome assembly. NCBI's taxonomy places the organism in Eukaryota, Metazoa, Nematoda, Chromadorea, Rhabditida, Anisakidae.